This is a messenger RNA of Olea europaea var. sylvestris, 2448 nucleotides long. RefSeq names its product transcription factor BIM1. NCBI's taxonomy places the organism in Eukaryota, Viridiplantae, Streptophyta, Magnoliopsida, Lamiales, Oleaceae. Bases 506 to 2158 code for a protein of 550 amino acids. The transcript has 12 exons. Gene Ontology annotation, molecular function: DNA-binding transcription factor activity; protein dimerization activity. The record is from RefSeq and is a predicted model, not a curated record. Gene Ontology annotation, biological process: DNA-templated transcription.
CCAAAGCUCACUCAGAAGAGGGAAAAAAAAGUGUAGAGAGAGAAGGAAUUCAUUCUUCUCCAAUUCCGUCAAAGAAAAAAUCCAGUGUUGUGGGUGUUUGUGAAGUGGGUACUGUGUUGUUUUGAUUCAAACUGGGCCUACCUACAAUCCGCAAAAGUCACUGUUUGGAUCACUUUUAUCUUACGCUUUGAAAGUGUUUCCUGAAGAAUCUGCAGCUGAAUUAUUCAUUAUUUUGUGAUUCGGCUGAAGAAGUUCGACGGAAGAGAGGAAGAUAGUGAAGGUGAUUUAUAAGGAUUUUGCUGCAACGAAGUGAAGUGAACGUAAAAUUUCGUGGAUUGUUGAUAAUUGUUCGAUUCAAAUGUGCCUCCAAUCGUGAAAUUGGAGGCGGAUCUGAACCGCAGUCGAAAAGAUAGAAGAAUUUUGCGAAAUUCAUUUGACUCUGCUGCAGAUAUUUCAUCAAUUUAUUGCAAUUUUAUCAUAAAUUCAUAAUUGAACUUCAAUAUAUAUGGAACUGCCUCAGCCCAGGCCUUUAGGAACCGAAGAUAGGAAGGCAACACAUGAUUUUCUAUCACUGUAUUCACCUGUCCAGCAAGAUCCACGACCUCCGCAAGAUGGCUACCUAAAAACACAUGACUUCUUACAACCAUUGGAGCGUGUUGGGAAGAAUUCUACCAAAGAAGAAAGCAAGAUUGAAAUUACUGCACCAGGUCCUCCUACCUCGGUGGAGCAUGUUCUUCCUGGUGGUAUUGGGACAUAUAGCAUUUCUUAUUUAAAUCAAAGAAUUUUAAAGCCAGAAGGGAGCAUAUUCAUGGCGCAGGAAAGUAGUACCACAAGAAGUGAUGAAAAUCAAAACUCCGCUUCUUACACGGGUAGUGGUUUCACGCUGUGGGACGAAUCUGCUGUAAAAAUGGGACAGACAGGGAAGGAGAAUAUUGCUACACAGAGACAUAUCCUGAGAGAAUCAGGUAUGAAUGGAGUGGGAGGGCAAUGGAUGACAGUGUUCGAACCUCCAUCACAGUCAUCUUCCAACUGGAAUCACAAUUCCAAAACCUUCAGCUCUUUCUUGUCCUCUCAGCCAUCAUCAUCUCAGAAGAAACAGAGUUUCAUGAAUAUGAUGACAUCAGCAACUAAUGACCAAGAAGAGGAUGAUGACGAUGAUGACGAUGAAGAGUUUGUCGUUAAGAAAGAGUCUACACCUCACCCAAAAGGUAAUUUGACUGUAAAAGCUGAAGGAAAGCCAGUGGAUCAAAAGCCUAACACACCACGUUCAAAACACUCAGCAACAGAGCAACGUAGAAGAAGCAAGAUUAAUGAUAGAUUCCAGAGGCUGAGGGAGAUUAUUCCUAACAGUGACCAAAAGAGAGACAAGGCAUCAUUCUUACUAGAGGUCAUUGAGCACAUUCAGUUUUUACAAGAGAAAGUACACAAAUAUGAGAGUUCAUACAAUGUCUGGAACCAUGAACCGUCAAAGUUCAUGCAAUGGAGUAAGUCAAAUAUAGCUGAAGGUUUCAUAGAUCACUCACAAGGCAUGAACUCGGGGUCUAAUUCAGCAUCAGUUUUGCCUGCAAAGUUUGAUGAGAACAAGACUUCCGUCUCUCCCACCGUCCCAAUCAAUGGACAAAAUCUAGUAGAACUGGAAACAAAAACUGCCACAACUUCCAGAGAAAGGGAGCCUGCGUUAAGAACUAAGACAGGGCCAGUUCCUCCAACAAUGCAGCACAACAUUUUCUCUUUUGGUAGGACCAGCAUUGCAGCAUCCCCUGUUUCACCUACACCAGCAUACGAUGCAGAUAAAACUGCAUCAUUGCCUCAAUCUCAGUUUUGGCAGAACAGAUCUUGUGUGAACGAAUGCACUGUUGCUGAUGUUAGGAUGAAAAACCAGGAACUGACUAUUGAAAGUGGUACAAUCAGCAUCUCGAGCGUAUAUUCUCAAAGGUUGUUGAAUACUCUCACACAAGCACUAAAUAAUUCCGGGGUAGAUCUAUCACAGGCCAACAUCUCAGUACAGAUUGAUCUUGGGAAAAGAGCAUCACUUUCUUCAGCAUCCACUCUCAAGGAUGAUGAUGAGAUUCCGACUGGAAACAAAGCCUUGCCACGUUCUAGAGCUGCAACUACAGAGGAGUCUGAACAAGCCCUAAAGAGACUCAAAACUAGCUGAAAUUUGAUGCUACUUUAACAGUAUAGUGAUAUUAUUCUUUUGUAGUAUUAAUUAAUUUUUUUGGGUUCCCGUUUUCCUUUCUAAGGUUCAUCAGUGUCCAUGUUGACACGGAAACCUGCCUAACAGAAAUCUGGAACCCUGUACAUCUCUUUUUUUGUUCCACAGUUAUGGGAUGCUCACAUUUCCCAGACAGUUAUGUCAUCUAUUCAACGAAUACAGGCUAUCCAUUCCGAUGUUGAGAAGCCAUACUUCUCAUUUUAAGGUUCUCAAUUCAUAUGAAAUUUCUAUGA